This is a messenger RNA of Hibiscus syriacus, 1386 nucleotides long. Its product is annotated as probable vacuolar amino acid transporter YPQ1. The record is from RefSeq and is a predicted model, not a curated record. NCBI's taxonomy places the organism in Eukaryota, Viridiplantae, Streptophyta, Magnoliopsida, Malvales, Malvaceae. The coding region runs from base 39 to 1241 and encodes 400 amino acids. The transcript is spliced from 12 exons.
AGGAGGGGAACCAAAGGCUGAAAGCAGAAGCAGAGGCAAUGGCGACAUGCAGUCUGGAUGGGGAAUGCUGGGAAUGGGCAAAAGCUUACUUAGACGACUGCAUUUGCAGCAGGAGAGACCAGGUUUCGUUUGGUUUGGGGUUGGUCAGUGUACUAAGUUGGGGUGUGGCUGAAAUCCCUCAGAUUAUCACCAACUAUAAGGAGAAAUCCGUCGAAGGCCUCUCUCUCAGUUUCUUGAUUACUUGGAUUAUUGGUGACCUUUUCAAUCUCUUCGGUUGUAUUCUUGAGCCGGCUACUCUUCCAACGCAGUACUAUAUGGCAGUUUUGUAUACAAUGACUACUUUAAUUCUUGCGGCACAGACUGUAUACUAUGGUCACAUUUAUCCUGAAGUGUGCAACAAGGAUUCGAAAGAGUACCGAUCCGAGGGAGAGAAAAAGAUUGAAAAAAACAAUAGCUAUUUUCGUGUGAAACCAGUUACUGAUCCUGACAAAUUAAGUUCUCCUAUUCCCCUUCCAAAGAAUUCUACUGGCGGAGAGUUAUUUUACAGGUCAGCAAGAUCUCUAUCAAGUAGUCAUACUCCCACAGCAGGAUCCCUCCUUGCACAAAGAAUGACUCCUCCUUUUCAUUCAGGAAAUUUAGUUCAAGAGCCAUUGCUCGGUGCAUAUGUUGCUACGCAAUCUACCUCUCAGAACCGGGAAUCCAUAUCAACUUCAAGCUCCAAAUCAUUGUUAUGCUUGGUGUCUGCAUUAAUGUUCAUUGGCUUAUUUAAUUUAAAGCUUUCAGCCGAUAGUAAAUUUCUCAUAGGGAAUGAGAAAAUAAAUCAAGGAUUUGUGAUACAAAUAGGAAGAAAGCUUCUCCAGGCGAAUACCGUGUCAAUAGGAGAGAGCUGUUCUGAAGGAGGUAGCAGGGUUGGAACUUUUCUUGGUUGGGCAAUGGCAUUUAUUUACAUGGGUGGACGUGUUCCCCAAAUUUACUUAAAUAUUAGAAGAGGCAACGUGGAGGGACUUAGCCCUUUUAUGUUUAUCUUUGCUUUGGUUGGGAACUCUACAUAUGUUGCAAGCAUACUUGUAAGAAGCAUGGAUUGGUCAAGAAUACAACCAAACUUACCAUGGUUGGUGGAUGCUGGAGGAUGUGUGCUGCUUGAUACUUUUAUAGUAAUUCAGUUUAUAUACUUCUAUAAGCAAACCAGCGAAGAUGCCGAGGUCAAGCAUGAAAAGCAAUGGGAGAAUGGGUUUUGUUGAAGGUUCUGAAUAUGCGGUGACCGAGGGAGUUCGAAUUGUGAUUUUUGAGGCAUGCAUCAGCCGAGUAUGUUGAUGACUUGCCUUGUCUGGUUAAACAGCGGAAAGAUCUUUGACUUAUUAGUAAGUGAAGUCGGAUUAUACAAUA